Aedes albopictus (Asian tiger mosquito) is the source of this 739-nucleotide messenger RNA. RefSeq names its product signal recognition particle 14 kDa protein (gene Srp14). The transcript has 3 exons. Gene Ontology annotation, biological process: SRP-dependent cotranslational protein targeting to membrane. Lineage: Eukaryota; Metazoa; Arthropoda; Insecta; Diptera; Culicidae. Gene Ontology annotation, cellular component: signal recognition particle, endoplasmic reticulum targeting. The record is from RefSeq and is a predicted model, not a curated record. The coding region runs from base 209 to 538 and encodes 109 amino acids. Gene Ontology annotation, molecular function: 7S RNA binding; endoplasmic reticulum signal sequence receptor activity.
CACGUAAACUGAAUGCUGUCAAAGCGCUCUGUCAAAAUAAUACAAAAUCGAUCUCGCUCGCGGUUCGCGUUUUCCACCGUUUUUCCGUGAAAGUUUCCCAUUAUUUUCCCAAAAACCACACCGGUGUGGCCCGGGAAAACGUACAGCUCGUUACCGGCAGUAUUCGUUUAGGCGCCGCGGACCCGAUUCCGGAACCCGACCACGGAAAAUGGUUCUGCUUAGCAAUGAAGAAUUCUUGUCAAGUCUCACACUGCUUGCACGAUCGGCCCGGAGCGAUUCCUCCUUCACAGUGACCAUCAAACGAUACGAUGGUCACGAUCGACCAAAGCCCCGCGAGGGCAACCCACCGCUGCCGAAACCCGCCGAGUACCAGUGUCUGAUUAGGGCCCGAUCGCGUUCGAAAAAGCUGUCGACCGUUGUUCGGCAUGACGAAGUGGCAAAAUUUAUGGAAACCUACUCGAAAGUGCUAAGGUCCAGCAUGGAUGGUCUGAAGAAGAUCAAGAAGGUGAAAAACAAGGCUAAGGCAGCCCAAGGAUAAAAGGAAUGGUAAUCGCUCCAAACGGUAUAUUAUAUUGUUGACUUGCAUUUGGGCACUUUGCUUCUCUGGUCGACCUGGCGGGAAAUAUGGAAAUCAACUUCCCUCCGACCAACGGAAAGCUUGCAACAUUGUGUAAUUUUCACUAGCGUAAGUAAAACCAUUUUUUGGAAUUCAUUAAAACAACUGAAAGGUUUAUUGGAA